AUGAUUCUUGGGUUGUCCCGUUUAUUUCUAGGAUUCACGGGGAGGAACGCGUCAGAGAGUAGCGACCCCCGGAAAAGAUCCUUAAGCGGCACUAGGCAAAGACCGGUAAACGAGGCAUGGAAAAUAUCCGUGAAAUCGAGGGAGACGCCCGUCAUGUGUCCCCGUUGUGGAAGAACGUAUAAGAUGAAGAGAAAUUUAACCACUCACAUGAAAUUCGAGUGCGGCGGACAGAGAAACUUUACGUGUCACGUCUGUCCGGCGAGAUACACGCAGAAUAUCGGUCUCCGUAGGCACCUGUUGCGAAGACACAAUAUCUACCUGCCGCCAAAGUUUUCCGUUCCCAAGCGAAUUUUCGCACAAUAGCUGCAUUUCGUUGCACGUGGAACCAGAAACGGAUGCUGCAGGAUUAUGGAAGCGUUCACCUGUCACCAGUGUGGCAGAUCCUAUCAGAGGCGGCACAAUCUGGUCCAACACCUGAGAUUCGAGUGCGGCGGCCGCAAGCAUUUUGCCUGCACCGUCUGCCCGGCUAGAUACACGCAAAACGGAAAGCUCAGGCAGCACAUGUUGAACACCCACAACAUCUUCGUUCCGCCGCGAAAAACGUGGGUGAGAACCGCUUACAGUUUCGCGAGGUCUCGGUUCACCUGUCAGCAGUGCGGCCGUGGGUACACGAUGCUGUGCAACCUUAGGAGGCACAUGAAAUGGGAAUGCGGAGGGAAACGCCAGUUUCCCUGUUACUACUGCAGCUACAGUUUUACUCAGAAGACGAGUCUGCAACGUCAUCUGACCGCGAUUCAUAAGAUCGACGUUGUCAACGGAUCCGAUCUGAUAUAG
Messenger RNA from Habropoda laboriosa, 834 nucleotides. RefSeq names its product gastrula zinc finger protein XlCGF8.2DB-like. NCBI's taxonomy places the organism in Eukaryota, Metazoa, Arthropoda, Insecta, Hymenoptera, Apidae. The transcript is spliced from 4 exons. The record is from RefSeq and is a predicted model, not a curated record.